AUGUCUGAUAUUUCUCUAAGUGAAGAUGAGGAUGAAUCUGGCAGUUCUGAAGUAUUACACACAAAAUUUAAUAAAGCAGCUGAUUUUAUUCAAAAGCAACAUUCAAAUCUUGAACAAGACAUUCUUUUACAAUUAUAUGGAUUAUACAAACAGGUUACAAGCGGAAAAUGUGAUUCGCCGAAGCCAAGUAUUUUUAAUUUUCAAGCUAAAGCGAAAUGGGAAGCUUGGAAUAAACUUCAAUUUACAUCAAAAGAAGAAUGCAUGCAAAAAUACAUUGAAAUUGUAGAAAAAUUAGGUGCAGAUCUUGAAGAAAUUUCUAAUUCGAGUGGAAAUAAAACAAAAACACAAUGGGUUUGCCAUUCAGUACCGUUAAUAGAAACCCAAGACACUAAAACCGAUAGCUGUAAAACUAUUUUUGAUUACGUUAAAGAAGAAAAUCUUGAAAAAGUAAAGAUCUUUGUUAACGCAGACAAUGUAAAUCAAUUAGACGAAACAGGAAUCGGAAUCAUUCAUUGGGCAGCCGAUAGAAAUUCUCUUGAUAUAUUAGAAUAUAUUAUAGAACAUUGUUCCGCAAAUAUAAAUUUAAGGGAUACUGAACAACAAACUGCGCUUCACUAUGCGUCUAGUUGCGGACAUAAUAAAUGUGUGGAAUUUUUGUUAAAACAUGGUGCAAAUAAAGAACUGUCAGAUGACGCUGGACAGACUUCCUUGGAUGUCGCCUUUGACGAAAGUGUAAAAUCAUUAAUAUUAAGUUUUCAGUAAUUAAAGAUCCUAGUUUUUAAAAUACAA
This is a messenger RNA of Condylostylus longicornis, 789 nucleotides long. RefSeq names its product acyl-CoA-binding domain-containing protein 6-like. The record is from RefSeq and is a predicted model, not a curated record. The transcript has a single exon. The coding region runs from base 1 to 762 and encodes 253 amino acids. Lineage: Eukaryota; Metazoa; Arthropoda; Insecta; Diptera; Dolichopodidae. Gene Ontology annotation, molecular function: fatty-acyl-CoA binding; protein binding.